AUACAGACGGAGAGAGAGAGAGAGAGAGAGUGAGAUAACGGAGGAGGAGAAUUAAAAGUGCCUAAGAAGUCAUCAUCUGCCGUUCGUUCGUUCGUUCGUUUGCCCCCAGCGUACUUACACAACUUGGAAAAAUGGUCAAGGAGAAACCCAACUCAACGAGAAUCUACGACAAGGAUGGCUUCAGGCGACGGGCUGCCUGCAUUUGUGUGCGGGCCGAAAAUGAGGCAGAGGUCCUUUUGGUCACCUCGUCGAGGCGUCCGGAACUUUGGAUCGUCCCUGGCGGGGGCGUGGAGCCCGAGGAAGAGCCCUCUGUGACUGCUGUACGCGAGGUGCUCGAGGAGGCCGGCGUUAUUGGCAGUCUGGGACGUUGUCUAGGCGUAUUCGAGAAUAACGAUCAUAUGCAUCGGACUGAAGUGUUUGUCAUGAAUGUCACCAAGGAGCUGGAGGAGUGGGAGGACUCGCGCAGCAUUGGACGCAAGCGGCAGUGGUUCACCAUCGACGAUGCCUUGUCCCGGCUGGCGUUGCACAAGCCAACCCAGCAGCACUACCUGAUGCAGCUGCAGCACUCGAAGACGCGGGACAAUACGAAUCGUGUGGUGAAUGCCACGCAUCCGCCCAAAUUGACCAAUGUGGCCUCAUCUCCAGCUGCAUCGCCAACAACGGCAUGAACACCCCAUACACAACUGUACUACACACACACACACACACGUAUCCUCAAAAACACACAACACACACACACACAAAACAACGCAUCCAAUCGCGAGAAAUGUAUUCUAACUAACUAUUCAAACCCGCGCACAUUUUGACAUUUUUGGAAGUUUACAAAUAGACAGGCAGUUUAUAGUUUAUGUUUAUUAAGCAAUAUGUAUGUUAUCCACCCACACGCACCCUUACACCUUACACCCUACUCCCAUACAGCCUCCUAUCCGCCGCGUAUCCUUGAACCUAUGUUUAAGCAAGCGUUCAUUUAUGUCUUUAGUAAUUUGUAAUGGAACUAAAUUUACUUGAUUGUACUCUCCAAAAGGGGGAGAGAGAGACAGAGUGAGUGAGUGAGUUCGCGGAUGAGUAAAGCAUCUAAAUAAUUAAAUGUAAUUCAAGAUCUAUAACUAACAAAACAAAACAAAACAAAACA
Messenger RNA from Drosophila obscura, 1132 nucleotides. RefSeq names its product diphosphoinositol polyphosphate phosphohydrolase 1 (gene Aps). Gene Ontology annotation, cellular component: nucleus; cytoplasm. Bases 132 to 668 code for a protein of 178 amino acids. The transcript has 4 exons. Lineage: Eukaryota; Metazoa; Arthropoda; Insecta; Diptera; Drosophilidae. Gene Ontology annotation, molecular function: diphosphoinositol-polyphosphate diphosphatase activity; bis(5'-adenosyl)-hexaphosphatase activity; bis(5'-adenosyl)-pentaphosphatase activity. Gene Ontology annotation, biological process: diadenosine hexaphosphate catabolic process; diphosphoinositol polyphosphate metabolic process; adenosine 5'-(hexahydrogen pentaphosphate) catabolic process. The record is from RefSeq and is a predicted model, not a curated record.